Closterium sp. Yama58-4 is the source of this 1101-nucleotide messenger RNA. The record is from the annotation of a GenBank genome assembly. Lineage: Eukaryota; Viridiplantae; Streptophyta; Zygnematophyceae; Desmidiales; Closteriaceae.
AUGUGGGGGAAAGGACGGGAUAAGGCGUUUGAAGCUAGGCAUGGCGGGGCGAGGGCCGCUGGCACGGCGCAGUCUUCCCUGACUAUGCCACCUUGUGUGGGUGUGCUGUUCCCUGCUCUCCCUCCGCGCUUCUUUCAGCAACCCCUGUGGUCUUGCGGAUUCAACCACGUGUACGGGGCGGACGAGGCGGGGCGAGGGAGGGCUGGUAGCAAGGCGCAUCCCUCUCUUAUUGUGCCACCUAGUGUGUGUGUGUGCUUUUCGCUGCUCUCCCUCCGCGCUUCUUUCAGCAAUCCCUGUGGUCCCGCGGAUUCAACCACGUGUACGGGAAGAGGGCCGCUGGCAUGGCACGUUCAAUCCCUGUGGUCCCGGGGGUUCAAACACGUGUAUGGGGUGGACGAGGCGGGGCGAGGGCCGCUGGCAAGACCCCAUAGAACCCUCCUUUCCUUCCUCCCCUUCCCACUCCCUUCACCCUUCAUCCCCCAGCAAUCCCUGUGGUCCCGCGGAUUCAAGCACGUGUAUGGGGUGGACGAGGCGGGGCGAGGGCCGCUGGCAGGGCCUGUGGUGGCUGCUGCUUGCGCCGUGCCUGCUGGGCUGGAGAUCGCAGGGCUAGCAGACAGCAAGAAGCUCACGGAGAAGCAAAGGGAGGAGAUAUUUGACGCCAUCAUUGGAAAUCCUGACAUCUUUUACGCUGUGGACAUUGUAGGGCCAGCAGAGAUCGAUAAGGUCAAUAUCCUUGAGGCAACGAUGCUGGCAAUGGCCAACACUAUUGCCAAAGUGGUUGAGGAUCCGAAAAGCCCCUCCCCCGACUAUGUGCUCGUGGACGGCAACAGGGUGCCUCAGGGGUUGCCGUGCGCUGCUGAGGCGGUUGUCAAGGGUGAUGCCACCUGCUAUGCCAUCGCUGCUGCUUCCAUUCUUGCCAAAGUCACAAGAGAUCGACUCAUGCUCAAAUUUGACAGGCUCUACCCAGCAUACGGCUUCAAGCAACACAAGGGCUACGGCACAGCAGCACAUAUGAAAGCCCUCUUGGCUCACGGCCCUUGCCCCAUCCACCGCCGAUCCUUCGCCCCCAUCAAGGAUUGGGCUGUCUUGGACGAGAAAUGA